GGCAACUUCCGGAAAUCCGGAAGGGAGGCUGCCAAGCGCGUUCGGGCGUCUCCGGAACGGCAGUGACGCCCGAACGACAGGAGGGCGGCCGCGAUCCGGCCCCAGCCAGACAUGCGGCUGCUCUCGCGGGCUCUCCGCGCGGCGCAAGGCUACCGAGCCGCCGCGCUGCCCCCUCGGAGCCUCCGGGCGGCACCGGUGGGAUGGCGGCUGCCGGCGCGGCGCGGACUGAGCGCACGGCCCGGCCUGGAGGAGCUGUUCGCCGCGCCCUCCCUCCGCCGCCUGCUGGAGGCGCGCGCGCGGGGCGAGGGCGGGGCGGCGCCGCAGCUGGCGGCGCGCGUGCGGCGGCUGCGCGACAAGGAACGGGAGCUGCGCGACACGCGCGAGCUGGCGCGAGAUGAUAAUGAAGAUUUCCGGAAGCUUGCAGAAACAGAAAUUGCUUCCUGUGAAGAAGAGAUAGCUGAACUGAAACAACAGAUAGUGUUGCUUUUGAUUCCUUCAGAAGAAACAGAUGAGAGUGAUCUUGUCAUGGAAGUAACUGCUGGAGUUGGAGGGCAGGAAGCCAUGCUGUUCACCUCGGAGAUAUUUGAUAUGUAUCAACGAUAUGCUGCUUAUAAAAAGUGGAAAUUUGAAGUUUUAGAAUACUUUCCCAGUGAACUAGGUGGCCUAAGACAUGCAGUAGCUAGUAUUGCAGGUGUUGAGGCUUACAAAUACAUGAAGUUUGAAGGAGGAGUGCAUCGUGUUCAGCGGGUACCAAAGACAGAAAAACAAGGACGCAUUCACACCAGCACAAUGACUGUUGCAAUAUUACCCCAACCCGCUGAGAUGAGGCUGCAAAUUAGUCCAAAAGAUCUACGGAUAGAAACAAAGCGAGCUAGUGGAGCUGGAGGCCAGCAUGUCAAUACCACCGAUAGUGCUGUGCGGAUAGUUCAUAUUCCAACAGGGAUUGUGGCUGAAUGUCAGCAAGAAAGAUCCCAAAUUAGAAACAAAGAGAAGGCUAUGCAAAUGCUAUGUGCUAAACUAUACAACGCCAAACUAGAAGAAGAAACCAAAAAGAGAAACUAUGCUCGAAAGAUUCAAAUUGGGACUAAAGGAAGAUCAGAGAAGAUCAGAACAUACAACUUUCCACAGGACCGGAUUACAGACCACAGAAUAAGCAGAUCAGUGCAUCAUGUUGAGUCUUUCAUGCUAGGGGAAGAAAUGCUAGAUGAAAUGAUACAAACUCUGAGAGAAUAUGCUGAUUAUGAAUCUCUAAUGGAAAUUAUUUCAGAAAAUGAAAAAAAUAAUUCAUCCUGAACAUGGUUCUUUCUCAGGCCAUUACAACAUAUGUAGACCUUGGUCUGCAAAGAAGCUUCUCAGAGCACCACCUAGAAAAUGGAACUUGUUUUCAGAUCAUGAAUAACAUCACAACUUGUUUCCUCAUGAAUAUUAAACAGUUUUCUUACUUGCUAAGUAAAA
This is a messenger RNA of Camarhynchus parvulus, 1455 nucleotides long. RefSeq names its product mitochondrial translational release factor 1 like (gene MTRF1L). The record is from RefSeq and is a predicted model, not a curated record. Gene Ontology annotation, molecular function: translation release factor activity. Gene Ontology annotation, biological process: translational termination. The transcript has 7 exons. Bases 112 to 1293 code for a protein of 393 amino acids. NCBI's taxonomy places the organism in Eukaryota, Metazoa, Chordata, Aves, Passeriformes, Thraupidae.